AUGCCGUCGCCUGUUUUAUUCGCAGACAUGGGCAAUCGCGUAUACUAUCAGCCAGGCGCACGAGUUAGCAUUGCAUUAGUACAACCGACAAUCACUGUUGAACGAGAUGAACUUGUAUAUUAUAUUUCAGCAAGGUUUAUUCUUGAGACGGUUAUCGUUGAGCCUCAACCGACGCCCAAGAAGAAAUGGCACUUCCUGAAUUCAAUUCGUCUGACUUGCCAGAGUCAUCGUACCGACGUUUGUUUGCCCGAAUCAGAUGCCACGCCAAUCAUGAAAAUAACAAGUACGCAAUCUCGAGGUUGGCAAGCUGGGGGUGGUGUCACAGCAGGUCCUACCCCAGGUGGGAAUGUCAACUUCAGCAUCGUCGGAAAUACAGCAGUCACCCGAGAUACCCAAACUGGAUCUUGGGGGCUCGUUGCUUUUAAAGAACCUCUGCAUAACGUUUGGCAUUGGGAAUCCAAAACGAAGACAUUAGGAUACGUUCCCGACGAUGUAAAAACAAGCAUGCGUCGAGCCAUCACGGUUACUCGAACGCGCCCAAUUGCCACUGUGAAUGCCGAAAAUGACCCAGUGGCAGCUUUCGACUUCAGUGUCACGGUAACUACUCCCUCAUAUUUAUCAAGACGACCUAAGUUGCUUAUCUACACCAGAUUGUCCCAAGCGAAUGUGGCCAUGGAUUUCGUUUUCACGCCUUCCAUUACUGGCAGCAAUGCACAAAUUCUGAUCCUGAGCGUGGAUUCCACACAAUAUGGAACCAUGGAGAACCUCACCCUGCGGUAA
Molecule: messenger RNA, 780 nt
Organism: Talaromyces rugulosus
Lineage: Eukaryota; Fungi; Ascomycota; Eurotiomycetes; Eurotiales; Trichocomaceae
Exons: 2
Coding region: 1-780 (259 amino acids)
Source: RefSeq, a predicted model, not a curated record